AUGGUCACUGCCCCUCCACCAGGCUUCCUGCCGGAGGAGUUUCCUUCCCAGCCAGGCUGGCCCAGAAGCCAGAUGGUCCUGGGACAGGCCCAGCCCCAGAGCCCAGAGAUGCUGCUGCUGCCCCUGCUGCUGCCCGUGCUGGGGGCGGGGUCCCUGAACAAGGAUCCCAGUUACAGUCUUCAAGUGCAGAGGCAGGUGCCGGUGCCGGAGGGCUUGUGUGUCAUCGUGUCUUGCAACCUCUCCUACCCCCGGGAUGGCUGGGACGAGUCUACUGCUGCUUAUGGCUACUGGUUCAAACGAUGGACCAGCCCAAAGACGGGUGCUCCUGUGGCCACAAACAACCAGAGUCGAGAGGUGGAAAUGAGCACCCGGGACCGAUUCCAGCUCACUGGGGAUCCCGGCAAGGGGAGCUGCUCCUUGGUGAUCAGAGACGCGCAGAGGGAGGAUGAGGCAUGGUACUUCUUUCGGGUGGAGAGAGGAAGCUAUGUGAGAUAUAAUUUCAUGAACAAUGGGUUCUUUCUAAAAGUAACAGCCCUGACUCAGAAGCCUGAUGUCUACACCCCCGAGACCCUGGAGCCCGGGCAGCCGGUGACGGUCAUCUGUGUGUUUAACUGGGCUUUCAAGAAAUGUCCAGCCCCUUCUUUCUCCUGGACGGGGGCUGCCCUCUCCCCCAGAAGAACCAGACCAAGCACCUCCCACUUCUCAGUGCUCAGCUUCACACCCAGCCCCCAGGACCACGACACCGACCUCACCUGCCAUGUGGACUUCUCCAGAAAGGGUGUGAGCGCACAGAGGACCGUCGGACUCCGUUUGGCCUACGCCCCCAAAGACCUUAUUAUCAGCAUUUCACAUGACAACACGUCAGCCCUGGAACUCCAGGGAAACGUCAUAUAUCUGGAAGUUCAGAAAGGCCAGUUCCUGCGGCUCCUCUGUGCUGCUGACAGCCAGCCCCCUGCCACGCUGAGCUGGAUCCUGCAGGACAGAGUCCUCUCCUCGUCCCACCCCUGGGGCCCCAGAACCCUGGGGCUGGAGCUGCCCGGAGUGAAGGCUGGGGAUUCAGGGCGCUACACCUGCCGAGCGGAGAACAGGCUUGGCUCUCAGCAGCGAGCCCUGGACCUCUCUGUGCAGUAUCCUCCAGAGAACCUGAGAGUGAUGGUUUCCCAAGCAAACAGGACAGUCCUGGAAAACCUCGGGAACGGCACAUCCCUCCGGGUCCUGGAGGGCCAAAGCCUGCGCCUGGUCUGUGUCACCCACAGCAGCCCCCCAGCCAGGCUGAGCUGGACCUGGGGGGAACAGACCGUGGGCCCCUCCCAGCCCUCAGACCCUGGGGUCCUGGAGCUGCCUCGGGUUCAAAUGGAGCACGAAGGAGAGUUCACCUGCUACGGUUGGCACCCGCUGGGCUCCCAGCGCGUCUCUCUCAGCUUCUCCGUGCACUGCAAAUCAGGGCCCAUGACAGGGGUGGUUCUGGUGGCUGUUGGGGAGGUGGCUAUGAAGAUCCUGCUUCUCUGCCUCUGCCUCAUCCUCCUCAGAGUGAGGUCUUGCAGGAGGAAGGCAGCAAGGGCAGCAUUGGGCAUGGAGGCUGCAGACGCCGUCACGGACUCAUCUCCAGGUGAGUGUCGUGGGCCUCUUACCCUCCAACAUCCCGCUGGACACCUCCCCCUCGAUGGCCCCAAGGACUGCUCCACUCAACUUGGCCAUAACUAACUCGUCACCUCCCUUUCCAAGCCCACUUCUCUUGUUGAGAGCCCCAUCCCUCUGAUGACAUGGUAGCCCCAUCUCUUAAUGUCAGAACCCGGGUGUGGGUGUCCACCUUGACCUCCCUCCCUCCUCCAGAUCCCAUAAAUCACUAGCACUUGUCCCUCCUCCUAAGUACAGGUCACCUUGGAGCCCUUUUCUCCAUCCUGGCCCCGGUCAUGCCUGGGCCUCACCUCUUCCCUGGUCGCUGAACCCACCUCACCUCUUGCCUCCAUCUCUCCCAACAGACUCCAGACUGCUUCCAGAUGCCUCCUCAUCCAGUUCCUCCACAGUCUGAGCGGCCGUGUUUCCUCUGCAGGCUUUGCAUGGUCUGUCUCCUGCUGGACUCUCCUGAUCCCUCCUUACCCUGUGUCACCCAACAUCUCCCCAAACCCUCCGGGCCAAGGACUCUGCGGCUCUUGACACUUCGCACGUGUAGUUUCUUCUCCUGAAACACCCUUCCCUCCUGCCAAACCACGUCUGGACCCUCCUUCAGGUUCAAUUUUUUUUUUUUUUUGAGACACAGUCUCACUUUGUCACCCAGGCUGGAGUGCAGUGGCGCAAUCUCGGCUCACUGCAACCUCUGUCUCCCAGGUUCAAGCGAUUCUCAUGUCUCAGCCUCCUGAGUAGCUGGGAUUAUAGGCGCCCGCCACCACGCCUGGCUCAUUUUUGUAUUUUUGGUAGAGACAGGGUUUCACCAUGUCGGCCAGGCUGGUCUUGAACUCCCGACUUCAGGUGAUCCGCCAGCCUCGGCCUCCCAAAGUGGUGGGGUUACAUGUGUGAGCCACCGUGCGCAGCCAGCUGUGUCUUCUUUUUGCAGGAUUUACUUACAAAAGUCCUUGCAGCUGCAGUCUGCGUUCCACCCACAUCCUAAUAUGGUGUUUGCGGUGGUCACAUCCAACUUCCUGCCUCCUCCUUCCGUGGAACGUGCAUUAGGGAGGAACCACACGCACCACGUGCAAGAUGAGCCAGUUCCCUGAACGGCCGGCCACGGCGUUAACCGCGCUGCUCUGGGCUCUGCACGUCUCAUCUGCUGAGGCGCAUUACUGCAUCUUUCAUGCAGAACUUGCUUUCCAUGCCUCACAUCUCCACAUGUGUGGGGAUAUGUCCUGAGAAAUGCACGGUUAGGUGAUUCUGUCGUGUGAGCAUCCUUGAAUGUGCUUACACAGUCGUAAAUGGUACAGCCUACCACAUGCCGAGGCUAUACGGUAUAGCCCAUUGCUCCUAGACUAUACACCUGCACGGCAUGUUCCUGUAGUGAAAGCUGUAGGCAAUUAUAACGCAAUGGAUAGGUUAGUUAAAGACAGAGUUUUAGUAAAAAUAUGGCAUAAUAGGCCAGGCGUGGUGGCUCACGCCCGUAAUCCCAGCACUUUGGGAGGCCAAGGCAGGCGGAUCACAAGGUCAGGAGUUUGAGACCAGCCUGGCCAAUAUGGUGAAACCCAGUCUCUACUAAAAAUACAAAAAUUAGCCGGGUGAGGUGGCGGGCGCCUGUAGUCCCAGCUACUCGGGAGGCUGAGGCAGAAGAAUCAUUUGAACCAGGAGGUGGAGGUUGCAGUGAGCCGAGAUCGCAUCACUGCACUCCAGCCUGGGCGACAGAGCAAGACUCUCAAAAACUAAAACAAAAAAACACCACCACCACCACCAAUGUCUGAUUAAAUCUAAGCCACGGUUCCAUUUUGGGGCAAGGGGCAGGGUGUGGGUGUGGUGGACAGAGAACGGGCUCCAGCCACCAUCAGCUGCACGUCCUGGUAGCACCUGAGCCACUCCCAGUCUCCUGUGCCGGGAGAUCAUCAUCUAAUCCUGAUGACCACGCCCUCCUCUCAGAGCUCGGGGGAUGAGCUGCCAAAACCCACGGAGGUUCAAAACCCGGGCUCUGGAGACAGAAGACACUGGGCUCAGAGACAUGGGGCCACUGUCCAGGCUUUCCCUGGGCCUGGACCUGGGCUCCUUCCACUGUCUGAGCAGGGUCAGCCUGGGCUGGCUGUGCUGGUUCAAGAGAUGAGGGAGGAGGACACAGCGGUUGCCAGGACCCUGAGGCACUGGACUGGGCACUGCCCCAAGGGGCAGAGGAUGGAACCCGGUGUUGAUAUUGUGAUGCUGACCCAUCUGCUCACCUGAUUUGGGUGCUGAAGGGCAGCUGACCCCCCUAAUCUUUUAUAGACUUGUGAAACGAAAAUAAAUAAAAGUCAAGCUGGGAACAGCUUAGGGCAAACCUGCCUCCCAUUCUAUUCAAAGCCACCCCUCUGCUCACUGAGAUAGAUGCAUGUCUGAUCACCUCAGUUUGGAAAGGCUAAUCAGAAACUCCAAAGAAUGCAUCUGUUCAUCUCUCACCCAUCUGUGACCUGGAAGCCCCCUCCCCACUUCGAGUCUUCCUGCCUUUGCUUCAAGUUUUCCCGCCUUUCCAAAUGGAACCAAAGUACUUCUUACAUACAGUGACUCAUGUCUCAAGUCUCCCUAAAAUGUAUAAAACUAAGCUGUGCCCCAACCACGCUGACCAUGUCAUCAGGACCUCCUGAGGCUGUGUCACGGCCUGUGUCCUCAACCUUGGCAAAAUAAACUUUCUAAAUUAA
This is a messenger RNA of Pan troglodytes (chimpanzee), 4304 nucleotides long. RefSeq names its product sialic acid-binding Ig-like lectin 16 (gene SIGLEC16). The record is from RefSeq and is a predicted model, not a curated record. The coding region runs from base 1 to 1704 and encodes 567 amino acids. Gene Ontology annotation, biological process: cell adhesion. Gene Ontology annotation, molecular function: sialic acid binding. Lineage: Eukaryota; Metazoa; Chordata; Mammalia; Primates; Hominidae. Gene Ontology annotation, cellular component: plasma membrane. The transcript has 9 exons.